Messenger RNA from Blastocystis hominis, 976 nucleotides. RefSeq lists its product as hypothetical. The record is from RefSeq and is a predicted model, not a curated record. Bases 1 to 675 code for a protein of 224 amino acids. The transcript has 4 exons. Lineage: Eukaryota; Bigyra; Opalinata; Blastocystidae.
AUGUAUGCCCAGUCAGCUCUAGAGAGUUCGCAAAUAAGUCUCAUAAUAGAAAAUCUCGAAAACGCGCUCAAUACGAAUAAACGAAUCUCGUUGUUCAACGAGAACGGACUGAUCUCCCCACUCAGCACUAUACAAUCGUUAGGUCUCCGCGAAGGAGACGCGAUCGCCUUCCUUUACCACUCCAUUAAGGGAACAGACCACUUACAGCUUCAAGACAUAUUCCUUCCCUCGCUCUGCAAUAAAUCGCGCUUUAUCGAUGCGAUUCGAAAUCGACCUUGCAUCCAGCUGGACAAUCUUCGUUUUUCCUACAAGCCACAAUCUCCAGAGCAAGUCCCUGCCCUGAUUCUGAGCUUCACAGACCACGCGAUCUCGACGAUCACCGUCUCGGAUUCGCUCGAAAACUUCGAGUUUUGCAUCGACGGUCUCUCUGCGGUGCGCAACAACGCGAUCACUUCCGUGCGCCAGCUCUUCAUUCCCUGGACCUACGUCAAACAGAUCUCCAUCUCUCAGUUUCUGCUGUUUCUCUCCCGAUUUAGCUUCACUCACCUCUCUCUGCUGGCGUUCCGCUGCCCCUCGCUGACCGAAAACGAGCUGCGCGAAGUGCGGCAGCGCGUACAGGAAGUUCGUUAUCCGUUUUUCGUGCUGAUCAACGGUGAGGGAGGCGAGCGAGCGUGAAAGAUAGACAGCCCGCUCGUUUCGAUCUCGAACUACUUGGAGCAGAUCGCAAACGCGACGAAAACAGCAGAGGCGCAAAGCCAGAAGGUGGAAGAGCAGGUGGGAAAGAUCCGCGAAUUGGUGGAUACGACGUACGCGUUGAAGAAGCAGAUCAACGAGGCCGAAGAAAAGAUGAAGAAGGCCGAAGAGGCGGAAGCGAAACGCAAAACGGAGUGCGAAACGCUGCUGGAGCAGCUUCGCCAGAUCAGCGGGAAGGAAAAGAAAACAGAAUCAUUGCGUGACGACGUGCUUCGAAUGACGG